AUGGCAAUCGAAGCAGGAUUCCGCAGCGCACAGGAAGCAGCACAACAAUUCCAUGUAGACUUAGCGGCAAUACUUUCAAGCAGGAGAGGCAUUGAGACUCAGGAAUGGAGCAGUAACGAAGGCCAACAUGCUACGAUCGAGGAUGUCAUCACAGCUGCCGGCCAGAGCCUACGUCACAAAGGAGAGCGAAGAAGACUCGAUGCAGACGCUCUUGACGACACACACAACAAGAUCAUCAGCAGCAAAUCAUAUGGCGGCUUGGACAUAGCACGCGAAACGAUUCCAACAACCGCACAGUAUGAGGAGAUCCUCUUCCAAACCGAAGCCCACCUGGAAAGCGUCAACUCUCAGACCAAAUCUCGAGACUUCCUGCAAGUCAGCAAUGGGAUUGUGCAAGGCGCAAGGCCCAUGACCUUGGCCCAGAAGAUCUUCACGCAACAUGCCCUCAGCGGCAUUCCCUCUGGCACCCACGGUCUCGCAGUAGGAGACGUCAUCCGAGCUGGAGUAGACUGGGUCCUGGCGUCAGAAUUGUCCUGGUCGUCGAUGGCGCAAACGUACGAAGAGCUCAACGAUCCGGGCAUCUGGAGAAAUGACCGCUUCUGGCUUGCUGGUGAUCAUGUCGUCCAUCCGACCAUCACGGAAGUGCCCAAGAUCAAAGCGUACAUCGAGACUGCGGAGAAGGCGAAGAAGAACUUCCGCAUGACGCAGUAUCAGGGGAGCAACUAUACGAUUAUGCAUACCGAGUUUGUGCGUGAGAGAGCCGAGCCCGGAAUGUUGAUUGUCGGUUCGGAUUCGCACAGUUGCUCGGCCGGCGCUGUUGGGUGUCUGAGCAUCGGACUCGGUGCCGCAGAUGUUAUGAUGACGCUGGCGCUGGGAGAGACGUGGUUCAAGGUCCCCGAAUCGAUAUCCAUCGAGCUCGUGGGCAAACCCUUGUUUGCCAUCUCGGGCAAGGAUGUCAUCUUGCACAUUCUCCAAGAACUGAAACGCAACACCGUAGCCGCUGAACGCAUCGUUGAGUUCUCUGGAGAGGGAGCACAACAUCUUUCCUCAGAUGCUCGCUUCGCCAUCUGUAACAUGUGCACGGAAUUUGGAGCCAUCACUGGAGUCUUCGUGCCGGACGCCGUCACGCAGGACUACAUCGGUCGACGGAAACGCAAGGCGAAUAAGUCGAGUUCGUUGUACUUCAAGCCUGAUCCGGAUGCUCAUUACGCGGAGAGAUGUAAGAUUGAUCUUUCAAAGGUCGAGCCGACGAUUGCUGUCUAUCCGGAGCCUGACAAUGUCGUUCCUGUAUCUGACCAGGCUGGCAUGCAGCUGGACGGAGUAUUUAUUGGUGCGUGCACAACCACUGAAGAAGAGCUCGUGCUAGCGGCUUUGGUUCUCAAGGCUGGAGUGCAGAAGAACUUGCCGCUUGCGAAAGGCAAUCGACACUAUGUGCCUGGGUCUCUUCCCAUUGUGGAGAGACUAAGAGAGUUGAAGCUGCUUGAGAUCUACGAAGCUGCUGGUUUCACGAGAGGGCCACCUGGUUGUUCCAUGUGCGUAGGUCUAACGGCGGAGAAGGCGGGUGAAGGAGAGACGUGGUUGAGCAGUCAGAACCGUAACUUUGAGAAUCGGAUGGGUAAAGGCGCCUUCGGCCAUCUCUCCUCCGCCGUCGUCUGCGCAGCGUCAGCCUUCUCGAUGAAAAUCACAGACCCAGCCGAUCUCCUCAAAGACCUAGACGUGGAGUUCUUCAACCACUACAGAGGCAUCACCGACUACACUCUGCCGACCCCAACCUACUCUGAACCUCAACCCCCGGCAGACGGCCCAUCCCCAACACCCAGCACCACCACCCCAACCACCCAAGCCGCAGCCCAAGACCCCAUCUCAAUAACCAUAACCAGCAAAAUCACCACCCUCCCAGAUUUCAUCGACACCGACGCCCUCGCGCCCGGCUUCACCCUCACAACCUGCAAAACCGACGCCGAAUUCGGCGCCCACGUCCUCUGCCACACGCACCCAGACUUCCGCUCCAAAGUCUCCAACGGUCAGCGUGUCGUCGUCGCAGGCCACGCUUUCGGCGUCGGAAGUAGUCGCGAGAACGCCGUCUCCGCACUUAAGGGAGCGGGCGUGCAGGCUGUGAUUGCGAGGUCGUUUGCGUUCAUCUAUGGACGGAAUCAGCCGAGUCUCGGGCUGUUGGGAAUUAUUGUGGAAGAGGACGCAUUUUACGAGGUUGCUAAGGAAGGCGUGGGGAUCACGAUCGAUCUCCCUGGGAGGAAGAUUGUGGUUGGCGAAGGCAAUGAGAGCGGGGAGUUUGGGUUUGGGUUUAGUCGGAUCGAGGAGGAGCUUUUGAUGAAUCGGGGGGUUACGAAUGCUUAUAGGCGGUAUGGGAAGGGGAUUUGGGAGAAGUUGACGGAGAAGAAGGGGGAUGGGGUUGAAGGGGAGAAGGCGAAAGGGGGGAGUCAUGAGGCAAAUGUGGAUAGUCGGUUGAAGUGGUAA
Zasmidium cellare ATCC 36951 is the source of this 2475-nucleotide messenger RNA. RefSeq lists its product as uncharacterized. The record is from RefSeq and is a predicted model, not a curated record. NCBI's taxonomy places the organism in Eukaryota, Fungi, Ascomycota, Dothideomycetes, Mycosphaerellales, Mycosphaerellaceae. Bases 1 to 2475 code for a protein of 824 amino acids. The transcript has 2 exons.